Molecule: messenger RNA, 1848 nt
Organism: Papilio polytes (common Mormon)
Lineage: Eukaryota; Metazoa; Arthropoda; Insecta; Lepidoptera; Papilionidae
Product: maltase 1-like
Exons: 8
Coding region: 1-1806 (601 amino acids)
Biological process (GO): carbohydrate metabolic process
Source: RefSeq, a predicted model, not a curated record
AUGCCGUCGUGGGGUAAGGUAGUGUUGAUAACAGUGCUGGUGGCGGUAGUAGUAGGAGUGGUAGUGGGCACGGUGACUUGGGCCCUCAUGAGAAGCGACACGACGCCACCUGAUAUUAUAGAAUUGGAUUGGUGGGAGCACACGAUCAUUUAUCAGAUCUAUCCACGUUCCUUCAAAGAUACAGAUGGCGAUGGAAUAGGUGAUUUAAAAGGUAUUACAAGUGAAUUAGAACAUUUCUUGGACGCGGGCAUUGGUACUAUUUGGCUGUCACCUAUCUUCGUGUCCCCAAUGGUGGACUUCGGCUACGACAUCAGCGAUUUCUACGAUAUCCACCAUGAGUACGGUACUAUGGCUGAUUUUGAAGAACUCAUCCGGCGGGCACAACAACUUGGUAUAAAAGUGCUACUGGACUACGUGCCGAACCACGCAAGCACAGAAUCAGAGUACUUCAAGAAAUCAGUGGCCAGGGAGCCGGGCUACGAGAAUUUCUUCAUUUGGGCUGAUGCUAAGAUAGAUGUCAAUGGGAACCGCACAGUCCCAUCCAACUGGAUCAGUCAGUUCGGUGGAAGCGUGUGGGAGUGGAACGAAGAGCGGCAACAAUACUACCUACACCAGUUCGCGGUGGAGCAAGCUGACUUCAACUUCCGCGAGCCUGCCGUCAGACAGGAGAUGAUCAACAUUAUGCAGUUCUGGAUAGAGAAGGGGGUGCAUGGCUUCCGUUUGGACGCUCUCCCUCACCUUUUUGAAGCCGAUCCCGACGAUUACGGAGGUAUCUUCCCCGAUGAACCUCUAUCCGGGAACAUGUUCCUGACAAGUGAUCAGGCUGGAUUCACCACACAGGAACACAUAAAAGACCUUAUAGAGAUUUAUGACGUUGUCUACGAAUGGAGGGAAUUCGCAGACAGUUGGCAGGAGGAAAACGAUUCGGAAACAAUAGUACUGCUAGCAGAGGCGUACGCUAACGUUUCAAUGACGAUGUUGUACUAUGGCGACGAGCGCGGCCGCAUCGGCUGCCAUUUCCCCUUUAACUUUGACUUCAUCACUAGCCUCAGAGCCACCUCCAACGCACGUGACUUCGUCUACGUCAUCAGUCGCUGGCUCACCUACAUGCCCUACGGCAAUGUCGCCAACUGGGUGUUUGGCAACCAUGAUAACAGCAGAGCUCCGUCAAGAUUCAGAACUACUAUGGUAGAUGGUCUGAAUGCUCUAAAUUUGAUGCUCCCUGGAGUGGCCAUAACGUACCAAGGCGAAGAGAUAGGAAUGAGAGACGGGUACGUCAGCUGGAAUGACACCGUCGAUGUGAAUGCGAUCAACCAAGGCAAUCCAGACAACUACCUGGAGUACUCGAGAGACCCGGCACGCACGCCGUACCAUUGGGACAACUCUACCAACGCCGGCUUCACCACGGGGCAGACAACUUGGCUGCCGGUAGCUGAAGACUACAUGGAAAUCAAUCUGCAAGCCCAGAGAGAGGCCGAGCGGAGUCAUUACAAGGUAUACCAAUCGCUGAGUAGACUACGCGGGAUGGCAUCAUUAUCGCACGGCGCCCACUACCUGGAAGCACUGUCUGUUAACACGCUGGUGCUGGUACGCCAUCUCGCCACGUACAAUACUUACGUCCUAUUGUUCAAUGUGGGUACAGAUGAGGAUACCGUGGAUCUGGCUAGAGUCGCGUUCCUCAAUGAACCAAUGACGGUCUACGAAUCCAGCGUAUUCUCAAGAAGAAGAACAGGGGAUACAAUAUCACUGGGCGAGUUGAGUCUGCAGCCCGGAGAGGCGCUAGUGUUGCGCGCACCGCCUACAUGACCACAAUAGCAAUUAGUUACUAGAAAAUUAUUUUAUAAUUAG